Paramuricea clavata is the source of this 2007-nucleotide messenger RNA. Lineage: Eukaryota; Metazoa; Cnidaria; Anthozoa; Malacalcyonacea; Plexauridae. The record is from the annotation of a GenBank genome assembly.
AUGCCUCUAAAACCUCCCAAGUAUGACCCGCGAAAGGGCAAAGCAAGAGAAAGACACGCAAUUAACGCAGCACAAAGGAGCGAGCAUUCGAAAGCCUUGAAAUGUUAUGUGUGUAAUGAAGACCACAAAGUGAUAGAAUGUCCUACCUUAGCUGAUUCCACCGUCCCAGAACGUUUCAACUUAGUGAGAGAGGCAAGAUUGUGCUUUUCUUGCCUGAAUAAAGGUCACGUGACGAGAGACUGUAGAUGGAAGAAAAAAUGCGAGAAAAAUGGAUGCACAAGACUUCAUCAUCAACUGUUACACGAAGAGCCUGGAACAAUGAGCGGUAUAUCAUCGGUGCUAGACAAGGGAAGCAUACUACCAGUUGUUAGAGUUUGUUUCAGAGCACCAAACGGUCGAACACGCGAAGGAAAUGUCCUCAUCGACAGCGGCGCAGGCACAACAGUAAUUCGAAAGGAUUAUGCCCGAUCACUUGGUCUGCAAGGCAAACGAGAAAAAAUUGAUCUAGCCGUUGUUGGAGGAGAAAGAGUUGAACAACCCCGAAGCAGAAAAGUGACUUUCUCAAUCUCAGCACUCAACGGAGCCGAAGAGCACAGAAUAGAAGACCACGAGAUCGAGAAAACCGUGUUAAGUGUCCCACGUUUGGAUCGUCCGUGGUUGAAAUCAUUUGCACACCUUCGAGACAUCGACUUCUCGCAUAAAGCUGGUCCAAUUGAUCUUAUCUUAGGUGUCCAGUUCAGUCAUUUGCACGCCGAAGAUGAAGUACGUCAAGGCCGUCAAUUUGAGCCUGUUGGGAAAAGAACGAAGCUAGGAUGGUUUGUCAUCGGUUCUGAUAGUUCACAGAAAACGUCCAAAGUAUGUUCAUUAAGUUUUGUCCAACCCGUCAACCUAGAGAAAUUCUACGAGUUUGAAACUCUCGGAAUCCAAGCUCCCCAAUGCCAUUGCCCACAGAUAGCUAUGUCACCUGACGAUAGAAGAGCCAUCGAGUUAAUAGAGAACUCCUGUAAGCAGCAAGGAGGGAGAUAUAUCAUUGGACUUCCUUGGAAGAAAGAUAAAAAUCUUUUGCCUAACAAUUAUUCACUCGCUGAGAAAAAAUUGUUUUCGCUGGAAAGAAGCCUGAAAAGGAACGAUGUUAAGGCUAGUCUGUACAAUCAAGUCAUGAAUGAGUACGAAACAAACGGUUGGUCGCGUCAGUUGUUACAAGAAGAAGAAGAAGCCAAAGAUAAACCAUCGCCGGACAUGGCAAGUUACAUUAUGAUCAAGAUCGCGAAUGAAAAUGAGUCCCAAUGUCCUCGAGCUGCCGUGAUUCUCAAACGUGAUCGAUACAUGGAUGAUCUUAUUCAUUCAAAAAGCACGCUGGAAAAAGCAGAAAAGUCCAAAGGCGAAGUCUACGACGUGUUAGCUACGGGGAGUUUUAAGAUAAGGGAAUGGUUUGUUUCGUCGUCUGUUCAAGAAAUGCAAGCUGAGAACGUUUCUAGUCCUGAAGAAGAAAAUCCUGAUUUCAAAGAUAACGUGAUUGGUGAAAAUAGUGAAUGUACAACGACAAAGAAUGUCAACCUAGACGGCGAAGAAGGAAUCAAAACCUUAGGAGUCACCUGGAAUCCGCAGACCGACAAAUUCAGUUUUUCAGUAAAGGAAAUAAAGAUAGAAACGUUAACGAAGAGAACACUUCUGUCGAGAAUUUCACGUUUGUUUGAUCCUCUUGGAUUGGCUUCUGUAGUAACCAUCAAAGCAAGAGUCGCUCUCCAAGAAAUCUGGAAAGCAAAGAAGUAUGACUGGGACGACCCACUGCCUGAAGAAAUACUUACUUUGUGGUACAAACUUUUCCGAGAAUUGGAAAGUUUAAACACGAUUACAUUUCCGCGUUGUUUACGUCCUGAUGAAACUUGUGGUCCAUUCGAGUUGCAUGUAUUCGCUGAUGCCAGUGCCACAGCGUAUGGAGCGGUUGCAUAUCUUCCUGGCCCACCAAAGAAGGUCCCAAAGUUAAUCUCAUCGCCUCGAGAGUAA